AGAUAGCUAGGGCGCGGGGCGUGGGGCGCGGGGCAUCGGCGCCUACGCACUGCCCGCCGCACCUUGCCGCCCGCCUUACACCAGUCAGCAGCUGUGGCUCGUGUUGGCUGAACCAUCAGAUAGGGCCAUCCUCUUUUUUCUUGCCGUAGGACACCUAGACCAACACAAACACAAUGGCGGAUGAUGAAAAAAAACGUCUCGAGGAGGCGAAGAAGGCCAAACAGGCCGAAAUCGACCGCAAGCGCGCUGAGGUGCGCAAGCGCAUGGAAGAAGCUUCCAAGGCCAAGAAGGCAAAGAAGGGUUUCAUGACACCUGAGAGGAAGAAGAAACUUAGGUUGUUGCUACGUAAAAAAGCCGCCGAGGAAUUGAAGAAGGAGCAAGAGCGCAAAGCGGCCGAGAGGAGGCGCAUCAUUGAGGAGAGGUGUGGUAAACCUAAGAACAUUGACGAUGCAAACGAAGCGGCUCUCACGAGCAUCAUUACCGGUUACCAUCAGCGAAUCAUCAAGCUUGAAGAGGAGAAGUAUGAUCACGAGAUGGAGGUGGCCCGCAAAGGGCUCGAGAUCGCUGACCUGAACUCUCAAGUCAAUGACCUCAGAGGCAAAUUCGUUAAACCCACACUAAAGAAGGUGUCCAAAUAUGAGAACAAAUUUGCCAAACUUCAAAAGAAGGCCGCCGAAUUCAACUUCCGUAAUCAAUUGAAGGUUGUCAAAAAGAAGGAAUUCACCCUCGAAGAAGAGGACAAAGAGGGUGGUGCCGGGGGAAAGAAAAAGCCAGACUGGUCCAAGGGCAAACCGGGAGAUCAAAAGGUAAAAGAGGAAGAGGUUGAGGCAUGAAGUGUUUCCCCAUCAUAAAAUAUUAUUAAGACCUGUCAUGAACAUCCAAUCAAUGUGAUAAACCCAUCCUGUAUGUGGCUAGUUUCAUCAAUAUGGUCCUACAAUCUCCACCCGUAUGUGCCAGUGGCAAAUUCCUUCAGUAAUUAUAUAUAUAUUGUCCAAUAAAAAAAAAAACAUGUCUACCAUUUCGUAUAUGUUUAAACAUUUUUUAUAAUUAUUUAUUUAUUAAAUAAUGUUUUUGUAAGAUACGUAUAAUAAAAUUAAUUUUCUGUAUUAAAAAAA
Molecule: messenger RNA, 1115 nt
Organism: Galleria mellonella (greater wax moth)
Lineage: Eukaryota; Metazoa; Arthropoda; Insecta; Lepidoptera; Pyralidae
Gene: wupA
Product: troponin I
Exons: 10
Coding region: 174-833 (219 amino acids)
Biological process (GO): muscle contraction
Cellular component (GO): troponin complex
Source: RefSeq, a predicted model, not a curated record